ACAUUUGGGGGGGUGCACAAUUCAAUCCAUAAGUGGGGAUUGAGUUUAUGCUGAGCGCGGUGGAAUGAUUUGGAAAAGGAUAGCAAGAAUGGUUGCACAACCUGAAGAACAUAAUCAAUGUCAACGAAGUGUACAUGUAGAAAUUGUUGAGUUGGCAUAUGUUUUGCUAUGUAUAUUUUCACGACAAUUAAAAAAAAGUGAUGCAGGGGAGGACUUCAGGAACCAACAACUGUGUCUGCCUCUAAAGUACAAGCAUGUCUCAUUUGGCCUCUCCACAGUGGCAAGCGACCAUGGGGGAGAAUCGCACCCAAGUUUCUCUGUUCCUCCUGAUGGGCCUCACACAGCAGGAAGGGCUCAAGAGCAUCCUCUUUGUGCUCUUCCUACUCAUCUACUCAGUCACCCUUGUGGGAAACCUGGGCAUGAUCACCCUGAUCCACACAGACCCACAGCUCCACACACCCAUGUACUUCUUUCUGAGCGUUCUCUCCUUCAUAGACUCCUCAUUCUCCACAGUAGACACCCCCAGGCUUCUAGAGAGCUUCUUCACUUCAAGCCAGUCCAUCUCCUUUACGGGCUGUGCUGUCCAGAUGGCCUUCAUGACUCUCCAUGGUACUGCUGAGUUUCUGCUCCUAGCCAUCAUGGCCUAUGACCGAUUCACUGCCGUCUGCCACCCUCUGCUCUACCACACUAUCAUGUCCCAACAUCUGUGUGUCCAGCUGGUGGCAUCUUCCUAUGUUGCUUCCAUUGUCAAUGCAGCUCUGCUGACUGGGAACAUCUUCAGGCUGCCCUACUGUGGCCCCAACAUCAUUAACCACUAUUUCUGUGACAUCCCCCCUGUACUCAAACUUGCCUGUGCAAACACGACUGAGGUUGAGGCUAUCAUCUUCUCAUCUUCUGCCCUGCUUUUCCUCUUUACCAUCACUGUUAUCCUGGUCUCUUAUGCCUACAUCCUGGUAACCAUCUUAAGAAUGCACUCCCUGGAGGCCCAGAGAAAAGCCCUCUCCACUUGUGCCUCCCAUUUCACCGUCAUCUCCCUCUUAUAUGGCACCACCAUCUUCACGUAUGCUCAGCCAAGCUCUCGCAGUUCCAUGGAACAGAACAAGAUCGUGUCUGUCGUCUACACAGUUGUCAUCCCUAUGCUGAACCCUCUGAUCUACAGCCUGAGGAAUAAAGAUGUAAAGAUUGCUUUCAAGAGGAGAUGCCUUGGCAAUUUGUCUCCCUAACCAAGCGUAUGUACAGGGUUUUGUUUAAACACAUGCUUUCAAUUCUUUGGGGUAUAUAUC
This is a messenger RNA of Loxodonta africana (African savanna elephant), 1283 nucleotides long. RefSeq names its product olfactory receptor 5G9-like. Gene Ontology annotation, biological process: sensory perception of smell; G protein-coupled receptor signaling pathway. The transcript has a single exon. Gene Ontology annotation, cellular component: membrane. The coding region runs from base 255 to 1223 and encodes 322 amino acids. Gene Ontology annotation, molecular function: odorant binding; olfactory receptor activity; G protein-coupled receptor activity. The record is from RefSeq and is a predicted model, not a curated record. Lineage: Eukaryota; Metazoa; Chordata; Mammalia; Proboscidea; Elephantidae.